Sphaeroforma arctica JP610 is the source of this 1130-nucleotide messenger RNA. RefSeq lists its product as hypothetical. Gene Ontology annotation, molecular function: protein binding. Gene Ontology annotation, biological process: RNA processing. NCBI's taxonomy places the organism in Eukaryota, Ichthyosporea, Ichthyophonida. The transcript is spliced from 5 exons. The coding region runs from base 120 to 1085 and encodes 321 amino acids. The record is from RefSeq and is a predicted model, not a curated record.
CAGAUGACUUAGAGUAUAGGAAGGCGUUCUUAGAUAUAUACCGACUGUUCGAUGGGAGCCAGAAACGACAGGCAGAGAUAUAUGAUUCCCUCAGGACGGAUUUCAGUACCAAGCCGCAGAUGUGGGACUUACUGGCCAGACGUGAGUUUGUAAGCUGCGGCUUCUCCGAUGACAAAGAAGGUCAAAGCAAAGCUGUGGAGGUGUACAAAGAAGGACUCGCGCGCACCCACGACAAGCCGACGAUGUAUACACUCUACAUCGCCUUUCUAUACGAGCAGGCCGAUUUAGCUGCGGUCAAGGACGUGUGCCGGCGUUCGUAUCAGGACAAAAAGAAGAAAGGGGUGACACAGGUGGACGUGUAUGUCAUGUGGGUCAACGCGGCCCUACGCACGCGUAAGGCGGUAGAGAAAAAGGGCUAUGAAGGGUCUCUGCGUGAUCCGCUGGUGAUCAUGCGCUGUGCAUGUGAGGAGCAUCCCAGCUCAGUGGAGGUGUGGGCCUGGCGAGUGCGGGUGGUCAAGACAUUGAUGAAGGAGAAGCACGGCGGCGACGUUGUACAAGUGCUUGCGGCCAUGACAGAGCUCUACGAGCAGGCUUUGAAGCAGGUCUCCAAGGCCACUGGGGUGUGGGUGGACUAUCUCAGCUGUCUUCUGGCCGCGGAGAAGCUAGGCGAGUGCGACGACGUAUUCGCGUGCGCACUGUUGGCGCUGCCGUGCAGCUCAGAAAGGGAUACCAUGAUAGUCCAACAUUGCACGGACGCCUACAGCACCAGUAUCCCUGCCGGUAGGAGUGUCCUGCGAGCCUUAAAGACACACCGCGUAAGCAUGGCCUGUGCCCAGUUACAACGUUGUAUUCGCCUGGAGGUGGCGUGUCUAUCCUCUGAUCGCGACUUUGUGGUUGAGAUGUACGAGUUUGCUGUGUCGCUGAAUCCGGUAUCGGCGGGUCCAUGGCUGAGUUAUCUAGGUGCUCUGUAUUCUUAUAAAAGAUUUGAUCUGGCCGCAAAGAUACACGCACGAGCGGGCAGGGCUGUUGGUGAUGUGGGAGAAUUUGAGGCGUCCAGUACACAACUUAUCAAGUCACUCAGCUGAGGCAGUCGAUCACUUUAUGAUUAAUUAAAGCAAACUUCCUAUCCU